Molecule: messenger RNA, 2371 nt
Organism: Cokeromyces recurvatus
Lineage: Eukaryota; Fungi; Mucoromycota; Mucoromycetes; Mucorales; Mucoraceae
Exons: 1
Coding region: 344-2308 (654 amino acids)
Source: RefSeq, a predicted model, not a curated record
UUUGCCCUGUUUUUUGUUUUAUUUUUUUUUUUCUUUUCUCUCUUUCUUUCAUAUAAUUUACGCAAUUUUAUAUAGUUUAUCUAUUUACUUAUUCUCUUUAAAGAAUAAUAGUCAAGAGUGGAAAUAUUAUCGACCCAUAUUAUUUAAAUAGAUGAAUUCAACACUGGAAGUAUUACAAUCUUUUCCUUCUAAUCAACAAGUUCAACCAAAGUAAGAUUUAUAUUCUCAUUGAAUUUAUAAUGACAAUUAACUGUUUCAUUACUCUAGUACAUUAACAAUCUUAACACCUGUUGAAAAUAAAAAUGAUGUUCUCGAUUCACAAUCUAAUCAUGCGUCUACAGAAAUGAAUUCUAAACCAGAAUCUAAUAACGCUGCUAAACGAUAUGCAAUUUCACAAAAGAUUAAAGAUAAUUUUUAUGCUAUUCAUCAUGUUCAGCGCUAUUCAUCUAAAGAAAAUGAACCAACUAUUAAGAAAGAAGUUCGAGAUGUUGAGUUUAAUGAUGAAUCAAAAAAGUUAUCACACCAUAGUGGUUAUAAAAGAAUGGAUAUGGAUCUUACAACAUCACCAGAAAAUGGUAAACGUAAACGAUCACGACAACAACAACAACAACAACAACAACAAAAGUCACGACAUCAAAAUUCUUUAUUUCAAACUUGCACAGGGCUUUGGCCAUCAACAUCGCCUCAUUUAGGCGACAUGAGUUACAAUUACAUUAAAUCUAUUAGUGAUCUUUUAAAAGUUCGGCUCUGUCAAGCUAAAUUUAAAAUGAUGUCAAAAUUCGAACAAGACCAUGAACUAUUUCACUUUUUAUCAGAAGAAUAUAUUCCACCUAAACCAGUGGCUCAUACUGUGAGAUUAAUAACUAAUCAACAUUUCAAGUCAACGUUAGCAGUUAUAGGAAAUGGUAAAAAUUUGUUUAGUCGUCAAAAAUCAGCCCACAAAUAUCAUCGAAGUUAUUUAGCAGAUUCACCUAUGAUGAAUGAGAAUGAAUCUAUGAUGACUUCACCACAAAGACAGACUAAUAAGACACCACGCCAUAAAAAACGUACACCUAAAACACCUACAAUGCCUAAAGUGAGACGAAUGACGACAACAUUAAAAAGAAGAUCGGCUGCUGCUGAUGUUAUGCCUGUUACUCUAUCAGAUGGCUCUUGUUAUUAUGUUUGUGAGCCCUGUAAUAAAAAAUAUAAAAACCGUAAUGGGCUUGCUUAUCAUUUAGAGCGAUGUAAGAAUGCAGUGUCAAAACAGUUAUCAGAAGAUACUUCCCUUAAUACAAUGAUUGGAAAUAGUAUUAGUGGCGGUAGCGGUAGCGGUGGGAGUACAGUGGAAGAAGAAGACGAAGAACAACAACGUAAUUUAAAUUUUAUCUGUACAGAAACAAAAUCUACUACUAUUAUUGAAUGCGAAAAAUGUAAUUCGAAAAUACAGAUCGAUAGUCAAUCCACAGAAAUAGAUAAAGAUGCUUACUGUUCAAAAUGUAUGGAACCCGAGUUAUCUGAAGCAAAUCAAGUUGGAAAAGAUUUAUUACAAUGUUUAUUAGAUGCUAGUGAUCGUUUACAACACAGCCAAACAACCUCUUCACAAGCGAGUGAUGUUGAACAUCAUAACCAACAGCUUCAAGACUUGUUUAAUCAAAUAGCAACACCUGUUAAAGACGACUCUGAUCUAUUUCCCGAAUUUAUACAUCAAAAUGAAGAUGAGGAACUAUUUAGUGUUAUCACUACUCCCGCAAAUAAUGAAGAUAAUGAUGGUUCAGAAGCAGGCCUUAAUUCUCAAACAGAUAUACAUGAUUAUUUAUCUAAUUCAUCUCAGUUACAUAUUUGGGAUGAUUUUAAUGUAAAUUCAAAUUUCGAUGAAAAUACCAUGAGUAGUCAACAAGAUCAACAAUGGAGUAGUAUGUUAGAAGAAGACGAUCAUCUCUUUUCAAAUUAUGAUACUGAUUUACCAAGCUCAUCUUUAAAUAUGAGUGACUUACAUAUCUUUAGUCAGCCUCCAUCUCUCUUAUUCUCAGAUACAACAAUGAAUAGUAGUCAUGAAGAUGAGCAGGUGCCUGUAUCAUCCACAUUGAAUGAAUUAUCACCUACACCUAUUAUAACUAUUGCUGAAUCAUCGCCUAUGGGUGAUGACACUACACCAGUUGCUAAUAGUAAUACACCCAUUUGUGACAAUGUGAUAACUACUACCGAUACUGCUAAUACACCUGGUGCAUCAUCAUCAUCUACUACAAACACACCUACCAUUCAUUCUGCAGAUGGGCUUUGGUUUCAAUUUGCCAACUUUGAUGAUGAUUAUCAAUGUGAAAAUUAAGUUUUUAUUUUAUUAUUAUGGAUAAUAAAAAUAAUGUAUAUAACAUUUUAAGAUUGAUAAAGA